AUGAAGGAGGCCGAGAAGAUAGCCAAGAACCCUGUGGAGGAAGACUCUGCUGUGAACGAGAUUUCAGCAUCUCAGGUUUCCACCCCUGAGCCGCCUGAGCCAGUGCCCACUGAGGCUCCUGAAGAGGAGUCUAAGGAGAAGCCCCCGGAGCUCUUUAAUUCCCAGAACGUCAGUCUGGACCUGAGUAUGCCCUGA
Molecule: messenger RNA, 195 nt
Organism: Perkinsus marinus ATCC 50983
Lineage: Eukaryota; Perkinsozoa; Perkinsida; Perkinsidae
Exons: 3
Coding region: 1-195 (64 amino acids)
Source: RefSeq, a predicted model, not a curated record